AGAGAGCCGAGCUGAGGUUGGCAAGGCAGCUCCUGGGCUUCCCCAAUCCCAGAGGCUGGGGCGGGAGCCUGGGUGGCCCGGCCUCCACCUCCGAGUCUGGGUGCCCGGCCGUGGGCAGGCGGGACGGGGCCUGGAGCGGGCCCAGGACGGAGCUAAUGAUCAACCAGCCCUCAGAGGCGGUGCAGCAGCGUGGGGCCUGCCUCCCGCCAGCGGCCUGGGCGCAGGGAGGAAGUGGGGCAGGAAGCAGGGGCGGGGGCGGCUGCGGUGCCGUCAGCGGGCUGUGGGCGGCCGCUGCCCCUGGCCGGCGGAGACCAGGGUCAGAAACAGCCACCUGGUGCCCGGGGUCCUGCAGCUGGUGGCCCGGGGGCGGCCUGAGGAGCUGAGCACAGGGGCCAGCCCGGCAUGUCCCGCCCCCGGCGCUGAGGCCACUGAGGGUCAUGGAGGGCCCGGUGGAGGUGGCCGCUGAGGAGCCGGCCCCGACAGGGAGGGGUCUCACGGGGUCUUCCGGAGGCAGCGGCGGUGGCAAGGUCCGGAGAGUGGCCGUGAGCGCCUCGGUCGUCUGGGAGAAAGCAGGUCCGGAGGAGGCCAAGGCCGCCGUCGGAGAGGAUGCAGCUCCCAGCCCUGGUGCCUCUCAGCCGGCUGCCGGACCCUCUCCUGGCCAGAUGGGAUCGUACCCCACAGACCUGACCCUGCAGCUGCUGGCCGUGCGCAGGAAGAGCGGACUCCCGGACCCCGGCCUGCAGCGGGCCCUGCGGGGCCGGCUCCGCCUGCUGGAGAACGACAGCUGGGAGGUGGCCCGCGCCCUGGGGGAGCUGUCCGCCAGGCUGCUGUCCAUCCACAGCGACCAGGAUCGGAUCGUGGUGACGUUUAAGACUUUUGAAGAAAUCUGGAAGUUUUCCACCUACCAUGCUCUUGGCUUCACGCCUCACUGCCUGGAAAACCUGCUCGUGGACCAGACCUUCUGGCUGCUGGCACCGGACGAGGACGAGGAGACAGCCAUCCAAGUCCACGUGGACGAGGAGGCCUUGAGGCUGACGCACGAGAGCCUGCUCGUGCAGGAAGGGCCCUUCUUUGUCCUGUGUGCUGACCACCACGUGAGAGUGGCCACUGGCCCCCAGCCCCCCAGGCGGGCUGCAGCGGGUCCCCACGCUGAGGCAGCCCAGACAGUGGACUCAUCGGCCCCCCGCCCGCGCACAUCCUCGGAGGAGAGGGCAGCAGUGGCCACUCCUGAGCCUUUGAUUCCGUUCCAUCAGUGGGCCCUUCGGGUGCCCUGGGACCCCAUCAACGACUCCAUGGGUGGACCUGUGACGCUGGACAUCCAGCCGAUGGCCGUGGGCAUGGCCUCGGCCGUGGCAGACUGCCAGGGCUCCGCGCCCGAAGAGAUGACCUUCCAGGGUGGUGACCACAUCGAGAUCCUGGGUGCCCAGGUGCCCGGCCUGCCGUGGUGUGUGGGCCGGCACGCGGCCUCCGGCCAGGUCGGGUUUGUGCGGACGAGUCUCAUCCGUGUGCAGGGCCAAGCGUCUGACUUGGAAAAUGUGAUUUUUCUCGAUGAAGAGGAGAGGUCUUUCUUCAGCAGUGAAGGACGUUUUUCAGAGGAGGACGCCAGGCAGCUCCUGAGCAGGGUGUCGGGCAAGGACGUCUGUGCUGUGUACAGCUUGGACACAGCAGAAGACGCUGAGCUCGAGCAGCAGUAAGAACUCGAAACGUCCACACCCUGCCUGCACCCGGAGCCGCCUGAGACUCUGCAGAGGGUGAAGAAUGUUCUAGAACAAUGCAAGUCCUGCCAGGGCCUCCCCGAGGAGCCAGGGUCCUGGGGCGUCCAUAGAGCAUCCAGUGGUUCGAGCUCGCCGGACACCGAGGAGCCCUCCUUCCUCCUGGACACCGGGGACGCCUGGGCCGACCCGGAGGCCCUGGGCUCGCUGCUGCGGUUCCUGGACGCGCCCGGGUUCGAGGCCCGCUUCCGUGGCCUGUACAGCCUCUCCCUGCCGCGACUGAGCAGAGUGUUCUGUGGCUUCACUGAUGAGGAGGAGCUGGCCGGGCGCCUGGCCCAGGCCCGGGGGGCGGCCAAGAAGGCCGAGCUGCCCAUGGCGCUCGCCAGGCUCUGCUUCCUCCUGGGACGGCUGUGCGUGCGGCGGCUGAAGCUGUCCCAGGCCCGGGUGUACUUCGAGGAAGCCCUGGGGGCGCUGGGGGGCCGCUUUGGCGACCUCUUCCUGGCAGUGGCCUUGUACACCAACCUGGCCUCUGUCCACCUGCGGCAGAAGAACCGGGAGAAGUGUGAACAGCUGGUGCCCAAGGCCUUGGCCCUGCUGCUGGGGACGCCUGGCCACGUCGGCACCGAGGCCGAGGCGGGACUCCUGAGGCUGGCCCUGCGGCGGGCCAUCUGCGGCCGCAGCCUGCAGGCCGAGGCCCGGGCCUGCUUCCUGCUGGCCAAGCACCACACCUGCCUCAAGCAGCCCGAGGAGGCCCUGCCCUUCCUGGAGCGGCUGCUGCUGCUGCUGGGGACCUCGGCGUCCCCGCGCGCCUCGUGGCCCAUGAACUGCUACCUGCUCCUGGCGGACGCCUACAGCCGCAAGUGCCUGCCGCACCUGGCGCUGGGCUGCGUCAAGGUGGCCUCGCUGCGGGCACAGGGCUCGCUGGGCAGUGCCCUCUGGAGCGCGGCCCUGGUCCUGCAGAACUGCCCCCGGCUCCACCGCCUCCCCUCCCAGCUCGCCCACUACCUCAGGCAGGCGCUGGCCUCCCCGGCCUCGGCCCCGGAGCGGACGCUGCACGGGCCCCUCUAUGCCAGCCUGGCCCGGCUGCACAGCCAGCAUGGCCAGCACGGCAGGGCCAUCGCCCUCAUGACACGGGCCGCGGAAAUGGAUGCCCAGACUGGCGGCCGCAGGGUCGUGGACCACCUGGUGGCCCUCGCCUGGCUGCACGUGCUUCACAGGCAAAGCCCGCUGGCCCUGGCCAUCCUGGAGUCCAUCCUGGAGGCGGCGGCGGCCACCCUGGACCAGGAGGGGGUGAUCGCCAACAUGACAGCCAUCGCCCUGAAGAGGACAGGCCGGACCCGCCGGGCGGCCGAGGGCUACUACCGCGCCCUGCGUGUCGCCAGGCGCCUGGGCCACGCGCGGAACCAGGCCGUGGUCCUGGCCAACUUCGGGGCCCUGUGCCUGCAGGCGGGCGCCGGCGGACUGGCCCAGCACUACUUCCUGGAGUCUGUGAAGCUCUUCUCGCGGCUGCCCAGCGGCGAGUGCGGCCCCGACUUCACGCAGGUGCUCCUGCGGCUGGGCCAGCUGUGCACGCGCAGGGCCCUGGCGCGGCAGGGCAAGUGCUACUACGAGUGGGCCUUUCUGGUCGCCGUGGAGGGGGACCAUCUCGAGAGCCAGCUGCAGGCCGUCCAACGGCUGUGUCACUUCUACAGCACAGUCAUGCCCAGCGAGGCCCAGUGUGUCGUCUACCACGAGUUCCAGCUCUCGCUGGCCCGCAGGGUGGCCGACAAGGCACUGGAGGGGCAGCUCCUGGAGACCAUCAGCCAGCUCUACUUGUCCCUGGGCACCGAGCGGGCCUACAAAUCGGCGCUGGACUAUACCAAGCGCAGCCUGGGGGUGUUCAUUGACCUCCAGCAGAAGGACAAGGAGGCACAGGCCUGGCUGCAGGCGGGGAAGAUCUACUACAUCCUGCAGCAGAACGAGCUGGUGGACUUGUACAUCCAGGUGGCACAGAACGCGGCCCUGUACACCGGGGACCCCAGCCUGGGGCUGCAGCUCUUUGAGGCGGCUGGCGACAUCUUCUUCAACGGGACCUGGGAGCGUGAGAAAGCCGUGUCCUUCUACCGGGACCGGGCGCUGCCCCUGGCCACGACCACAGGGAACCAGGAGGCGGAGCUGCGGCUGUGCAACAAGCUGGUGGCACUGCUGGCAGAGAUGGAGGUGCCUCAGGAGGGCCUGGAGUUCGCCCACACGGCCCUGGCGCUCAGCAUCACCCUGGGGGACCGGCUGAACGAGCGAGUGGCCUACCACCGGCUGGCCGCCCUGCACCACCGGCUGGGCCAAGGCGAGCUGGCCGAGCACUUCUACCUCAAGGCGCUCUCGCUCUGCUCCUCGCCGCUGGAGUUUGACGACGAGACGCUGUACUACGUGAAGGUGUACCUGGCGCUGGGCGACAUCAUUUUCUAUGACCUCAAGGACCCGCUGGACGCGGCCGGGUACUACCAGCUGGCCCUGGCGGCAGCCGUGGACCUGGGCAACAAGAAGGCACAGAUGAAGAUCUAUACGCGCCUGGCCGCCAUCUACCACAACUUCCUCCUGGACCGCGAGAAGUCCCUCUUCUUCUACCAGAAGGCCCGGACCUUCGCCACCGAGCUCAACAUCCGCCGGGGCCACCUGGCCCCUGGGCGGUGCUGCGGGCGGGCACCCUGGCUGGUCCCCGGGCCCCCGCCCUGAGCCCUGAGAGCCGUGGUCUCCUUCUGUGCCUGUGUUUCCAGCGGGACGCGCCUCCUGGGAAGAGGAGGCAUGAGGGCAGGGGUCAGAUAGUAAUAAAUAUUUUUGCAGAAACCUGG
Molecule: messenger RNA, 4540 nt
Organism: Sus scrofa (pig)
Lineage: Eukaryota; Metazoa; Chordata; Mammalia; Artiodactyla; Suidae
Gene: SH3TC1
Product: SH3 domain and tetratricopeptide repeats 1
Molecular function (GO): protein binding
Source: RefSeq, a predicted model, not a curated record